UACUCGUCCAUGCUUCUAAUGUCUGCACGUAUGUAAUACGCGUGUUACCUGAUCUCUUACAGUCAUGAAGCCAACAUGCUUCGGCGCAGUCACAGGAAGUCCAAAGGCGGGUGCCUGGAGUGCAAACGACGGCAUAUCAAGUGCGACGAAAACCGCCCUCGAUGUCGGCUAUGCACCGUUUCUGAGCGCGCGUGCAGCUUCACAUCCAUUUCAGCCCCAGAUGCACACUCUCGAUCCGUAAGCCCAGGAGUUCAGUAUGACUUGACUGCUUCAACGACACGACACGAUGCCUCUCCAGCAACCUCUGCGCUCCGUGACGAGCGACCGACAGAUGUUCCAUCGACUAAUGGCAGCCAAGCGUACUAUGAAGAGCAUGUCAAUGUCGGUCACAUGGAGCUUUUCCUACACGCUAUGCUAAAUGAAGAAAUGUACAAUUUUGCGGUUGGCUUUGAGAAGUUCCAUCGUUCUGGUAUCGCUCUCGGUUUCGAGACGGCUCUACAGGCGCCAUACCUCAUGCACCAAAUCCUCGCCUUUUCCGCCUGCCAUCUGGCACAUGUCAAUCCGGAACGGUCAGCCUACUUUCGUCACCAAUCUGUGACUUUACAGACACGCGCUGUUUCGCUAUUCAAUUCGGCCAGAGUAGAUGUGGACCAAUCCAAUUGUGUACCGAUACUGCUUUUCUCUUCAAUGCUGGGUCAGCACCUACUGGCGGACACCCUUGCAUUACGUCCUUCGACCGGUAUCGAAGGAUUCAUCACACACUACGUGCAGUGUAUAGAUAUGCACAGAGGUAUCUAUACCAUUGCUACAUCCGCGUGGCCACUACUGAUGAAGUCGGAGCUCGAACCGAUACUUUCAUUGAGUAGGACCUUCACUUCUCAGCCCCCAAAGGGCGAUGAUUGUUCGUCUGUUAGCAAUCUCAUCGACUAUACUGGCGGCAUCAGCGAAGAGGAAAAGCACGCAUGUCGAACUGCAGUGCGCUACCUUCAAGUCGGGCUUGAUGCCGUGCAAAGCGACGAGGAUUCACUGAUCAGUCGGUAUCAAAUGAUCUGCGAGUGGACUAUGCUUGUUCCCCCGAGAUUCACCAGACUCUUGGCCGUGAAGCAGCCUGUAGCCUUGGUAGUGCUUGCUUACUACACCAUCUUACUACACUUCGGCAGACAUUUAUGGCAAGUCGGCGAUGCCGGACGAUAUAUUUUUGCCCUAAUCGAAAAGUAUUUGGGGUCUCAAUGGAGGACCUGGCUAUCACAUCCACGAGCGGCGUUGUCAGAUCCAGUCUUGGGAUAGAUCCGUGUUCGUUGCAAGGCUGCAUUGGUACAGGGGUGUGCGCCGCCGUUCUAUGAGCUGACCAAUCGUUGCCAAAAUCGUUUUUCCUCUUACUUGUUCGGCUCUCCAGCUUCCUACAUUGGUAUUCCGUUUGCUUCAGUCAGCUUUGCAUAUGCAAGGCAAGCACCCACGCGAACUCUAACCUACCGCCUGCAAGCAUUUAAUGAACCGCUCUGGUGGGCACAUGG
This is a messenger RNA of Alternaria rosae, 1514 nucleotides long. RefSeq lists its product as uncharacterized. Gene Ontology annotation, molecular function: zinc ion binding; DNA-binding transcription activator activity, RNA polymerase II-specific. Lineage: Eukaryota; Fungi; Ascomycota; Dothideomycetes; Pleosporales; Pleosporaceae. The coding region runs from base 76 to 1287 and encodes 403 amino acids. The transcript is spliced from 3 exons. The record is from RefSeq and is a predicted model, not a curated record. Gene Ontology annotation, biological process: regulation of transcription by RNA polymerase II.